AUAGUUAGUUUCCCUUCAAAACGAUGAACACAUUCACGAUUGUAGCUUCUGUGGUGCUGUGCACCUUAGCUCUCUCCGCCGAUGCCCUGCAAAUCGAACCGAGAAGCAGCUGGGGAGCAGUGGCGGCACGAUCGCCUUCCAGAAUUUCCGGACCGGUGGACUAUGUGAUCAUUCACCACUCGGACAACCCGAAUGGAUGCUCCACCAGCGACCAGUGCAAGCGCAUGAUCAAGGCCAUUCAGACGGAUCACAAGGUUCGUCGGAACUUCAGCGAUAUUGGCUACAACUUCAUAGUGGCCGGAGAUGGAAAGGUGUACGAGGGCCGGGGCUUUGGACUGCAGGGAUCUCAUGCCCCCAACUACAACCGGAAGAGCAUCGGCAUUGUCUUCAUCGGCAACUUCCAGAGCAGCCCACCCUCGGCCCAGAUGCUGCAGAACGCCAAGGACCUGAUCGCAUUGGCACAGCAGCGGGGUCACCUGAAGGAUAACUACACCCUGCUGGGUCACAGGCAAACCAAGGCCACCGCAUGCCCAGGAGAUGCGCUCUUUAAUGAAAUCAAGACGUGGCCCCACUGGAGGCAGCUUUAAAGCUAGAAAGUUUUUUAAUUUUAAAUUUUAAAUAUAUUUUUUUAAGAAAA
This is a messenger RNA of Drosophila bipectinata, 637 nucleotides long. It is a transcript of the gene PGRP-SB1, whose product is annotated as Peptidoglycan recognition protein SB1. The record is from RefSeq and is a predicted model, not a curated record. Lineage: Eukaryota; Metazoa; Arthropoda; Insecta; Diptera; Drosophilidae. Gene Ontology annotation, molecular function: peptidoglycan binding; zinc ion binding; N-acetylmuramoyl-L-alanine amidase activity. Gene Ontology annotation, biological process: peptidoglycan catabolic process; innate immune response.